Molecule: messenger RNA, 2721 nt
Organism: Phalaenopsis equestris
Lineage: Eukaryota; Viridiplantae; Streptophyta; Magnoliopsida; Asparagales; Orchidaceae
Product: auxin response factor 10-like
Exons: 6
Coding region: 184-2379 (731 amino acids)
Biological process (GO): response to hormone; regulation of DNA-templated transcription
Molecular function (GO): DNA binding
Source: RefSeq, a predicted model, not a curated record
CUCCCGUCAUUUACGUUCAAACCUGCGAUGCGUCGGGACGUGUUUUUACUCAAAACUCAUCGAAUUCUGCUAUUUACAACUUGCACCCGUAAAUUCAUAAGGAUUGUGAGGCAUAUAUAAAAAGCCGCACGUACAUACAUCCCCAAACAGCCCAUUUCCCAUUCCAAGUAAAAACUCGUUACCAUGCCAUCCAAAAUAGACAAAGGCAAAUCGCCGGCCGCCGCCGGCGAAUCCCUCUCCAUCAACCCCACCAUAUGGAAAGAACUCGCCGUCAAUUCUCCCGCCCUCCCCCGCACCGGCUCCUCCGUCUACUACUUCUGCAACGGCCACGCCGAACAAUGCCCCUCCUUUCCCCAAGACCUCUACACCGCCUUCACCUUCCCUUGCCAUCUCGCCGCCGUCAAUCUCCACGCCGAUCCCACCACCGAGCAAGCCUUCGCCCCCCCCCCGCCCGCCGCCGCCGCCGCUGAACUUUCAUCUCCGGCGAUGGAUGCAACACCCAUCGCCGGAGGCGUGAUUUCGGUCGCAAUAACGCUGACGAAGAGCGAAACGAAUUACAAGAGCAAGAGCUUCUUGAGUCUGCCAGAAAGUGCGGGGCGUGUGUUUCAUCCGUUGGGGACGGGGGAGGAAGUGGACGUGUUUGAUUUGAAUAACCGACGGUGGAGAUUUCAGCAUUUUUACGGGGGGAAUCCGGCUAAGCAUAUGUUGACGGAAGGGUGGAGUUAUUUUGCGUUGAGCAAGAUGCUGGUUGCCGGAGAUGUGGUGGUGUUCAUGCGGGAUGAGGACGGAGUGAUUUUGGUCGGCUGCCGGCGGUGCGGGGACGAUGAAGGUGGUGAGGCUCCGGCGAUUAAGGGAUCGUCGAACAGGAGUUGUAGGUUUGAUGCGGAGGCACGAAAAAAGAGAGAGGAUUUAGAGAUGGUACUUAGAGCAUUGCGGUGGGCGGAGGAAGACGGCGAAGGGGUAGUGGAAGGCAAAUAUUAUCCUGACACGAAGCUUCCGGUUUAUGUGGUGGAGAAGGAGGUGGUGGAUGAGGCGCUAAAGGUUAAGUGGGCGUCAGGAAUGUGUGUAGGCAAGAGGUGGGAGAGGGCUAAUGGCCUCAUGUUUUGGCUCUAUGGUACCAUCAGCUCUCUCUCUCUGGAAUCUGCUGAUACACCAUGGCGUAUGCUUGAGGUUAUUUGGGAUGAAACAGAUAAGAAGACUCGCGAGAAUCCAUGGGAUGUUAAGCCUAUCUUUUCGGUCAUUACUCAAAAGCGGGACGAAAAGGUCCAAAUUGAAGCUUCGGCUGACAAUAAAGGUGAAGAAGCGCCGUCCACCGCCAGCGAGUCUCACGCCAUCGACUUCAUCAUAUGGAAAGAACUCGCCGCCCGAUCCAUCGAACUCCCUCGCGCCGGCUCCUGCGUCUACUACUUCUGCGACGGUCACGCCGAACAAUGCUCUGCUUUUCCCCCAGGCCUCUACACCGCCUUCACCUUCCCCUGCUAUCUCGCCGCCAUCGACUUCGACGCCGAUCCCACCACCGAGCAAGUCUACGCCACAUUCACUCUCACCACCGCCGACUUCUCAUCCACGCCCUUGGAUACAUCCAUCUCCGGCGGCGGCCUCAUUUCCGUUGCAACAACACUGACGAAGGGCGAAACUAACUACCAGAGAGAAAGCUUCUUAAGCCUCCCGGAAAGUGCCGGCCGGAUAUUCGGUGAGCCGGAGGCGGGGCAGGAGGUGGACGUGUUUGAUUUGAAUGACGGGCGGUGGAGGUUUCGCCAUGUUUUCGAGGGAAAUCCGCAGCGGCAUUUGUUGACGGAUGGGUGGAGUUAUUUUGCGUCGAGCAAGAUGCUUGUCGCCGGCGAUGAGGUGGUAUUUAUAGGGGAUGAUGAAGGAAUAAUUAUCGUCGGUUGCCGGCGUUGUGGCGACGAUGGAGACGGUGGGGAUGAUGAAGACGGCUUGAUUGAGGGAUCGUACAGGACAAGAAGGAAGAGAGAGGAGACAGAGAGGGUGUUCAGAGCAUUGCGGUGGGCGGAGGAAGACGGGGAAGGGGUGGUGGAAGCGAGAUAUUACCCUGACACCAAGCUUCCAGUUUAUGUGGUGGAGAAGGAGGUGGUGGAUGAGGCGUUGAAGGUUCAGUGGACGCCAGGAAUGCGAGUAUGCAAGAAGUGGGAGACGGCUAAUGGCUUGAUUUUUUGGCUAUUUGGUACUCUCGACUCUCUCUCCCUGGAUUCUGCUGAUACUCCAUGGCGUAUGCUUGAGAUUAUUUGGGAUGAAACAAACAUGAAGACUCGCGAGAAUCCAUGGGAAGUUAACCCCAUCCCCUUGGUCAGUAUUUCAAAGCCGGAUAAACUAAUCCAGAAUGAUCCUGCGACGGUUAGUCAAGUAAUUAGUACUUAGAGAGCCUUAAUUAUUCUUCACCAAAAUAUUAAUCUGUCAUUAUUAAUGAAUUUUGCUUUCUAAUCGCCUUGACAUGAUAAUAUUUUCAUUAGUUAAUUAUUUAAUUAGUGGGUUCUAAUUAGUAUUUAUUUCCUUGCAUUUAUGAAACUAUUUAUGAGCAGAAACCGGAUAACUUCUAUCCAGCACAAUAGUAAAACAUAGUUUUUUUUUAAUAUUAUGUUAUUGGUUUGUUAUUCUAAAUAAAGCCAGGGACAUUGGCAUACCUAGCACAAAAUUGUUAUGUAUUUAUGUAUCUCACAAUUUUUUUUUAAAUAUUAUAUUUUUGGUGUUUUAUUCUACUUA